Medicago truncatula (barrel medic) is the source of this 3384-nucleotide messenger RNA. RefSeq names its product putative calcium-transporting ATPase 13, plasma membrane-type. Gene Ontology annotation, cellular component: intracellular membrane-bounded organelle; plasma membrane. NCBI's taxonomy places the organism in Eukaryota, Viridiplantae, Streptophyta, Magnoliopsida, Fabales, Fabaceae. The record is from RefSeq and is a predicted model, not a curated record. Gene Ontology annotation, molecular function: ATP hydrolysis activity; P-type calcium transporter activity; ATP binding. Bases 291 to 3350 code for a protein of 1019 amino acids. Gene Ontology annotation, biological process: calcium ion transmembrane transport. The transcript is spliced from 3 exons.
AGAAAUUGAAUCUUGCAUGUUAAGGAAUAUACUGCAUUUAUAAGUUAGCGCGUAAAUUAACAUUAUAUAUAAUAUGCUAGUUUGUUGCACCAUCAAUAUUCAAAACCCAUAGUGUUUAUCUUCCAAUAUUUAGCCUCAUCACCUUUGUUACAUCAAUUUCACAUAUAUACGUGCAUUGGUAAUAUUGUGUCAACUAUAGUCUCAAUCAUUCAAUUCAUUCCCUUCUUCAUAUAUUCAUCUUAUUAUUGUUAUCUCAAAAUCGUUGUUAUUAUACUUUUGAUAUCGAAACCAUGUCAAUGCCCUUGUUCACAAACUUGAACCACAUUGAGACACUUCUCAAUGCACCAAACACCAACAGCCCAAACAAUAUAAGAUGGCACAACGCCUUCAUGAAAAUCUAUUGUUCUAGGGCUUUCAUGUCAUAUUCUACCAAAAAAACAAAAAUCACUCCUACCCCAUCUUUCACCGUGGUUGAUUUAAGUUCACCUCACUCUUUUACCAUUGAUCAAGAAACUCUCAUAGAUAUUGUCAAAGAGAAAAGCAUUGAUACACUUCAGAAACAUGGUGGAGUUGAAGGUGUUGCUUCAUCACUUAAAACCAACGUUGAGUUUGGUAUCAGAAGUCAUGAUGAUGAUUUUCAUGACAUUUCAAUUAGACAACAAGUGUUUGGUUCCAACACUUACAAAAAACCACCUUCUAAAAGUUUCUUUCAUUUUGUUGUUGAAGCUUUUAAGGAUGUAACAAUUCUUAUUCUUUUGGUUUGUGCUACUCUUUCACUUGGCUUUGGAAUCAAGGAACAUGGAAUCAAAGAAGGUUGGUAUGAUGGUGGCAGCAUUUUUCUAGCUGUUUUCAUUGUUAUUUCAAUGUCUGCAAUAAGCAACUUUAAACAAAACAAACAAUUUGAUAAAUUGUCUCAAGUGAGCAAUGAUAUUCAAAUUGAUUUGGUUCGUAGUGGGCGCCGACAAAAGGUAUCAAUAUUCGAUAUUGUUGUUGGUGAUGUUGUUUGUUUGAAGAUUGGUGAUCAAGUACCAGCCGAUGGAUUGUUCGUAGAUGGACAUUCGUUGAGAGUUGAUGAAUCGAGCAUGACCGGUGAGAGCGAUCAUGUAGAGAUUAAUCAAAACUUUCAUCCUUUUUUGCUUUCCGGAACAAAAGUUGUCGAUGGAUAUGCAAAAAUGCUCGUUACAUCGGUUGGUAUGAACACAACAUGGGGACAAAUGAUGAGUUCCAUAAGCAAUGACAUCAACGAAGAAACCCCUUUGCAAACAAGGUUGAAUAAACUUACAUCCUCAAUCGGAAAGGUUGGUUUGGCUGUCGCAUUUUUAGUCCUUGUUGUUCUGUUGAUUCGAUAUUUCACCGGGAACACAAAGACUGAUAACGGAGUUAGAGAGUUCAACGGUAGAAAGACUAGUUUCGAUGAUGUGAUGAAUGCAGUUAUUGGAAUUAUUGCUGAUGCUGUUACUAUUGUCGUUGUUGCUAUCCCCGAGGGUUUACCAUUAGCUGUGACAUUGACACUCGCUUAUUCAAUGAAGAAAAUGAUGGCUGAUCAAGCAAUGGUGAGAAAACUUUCUGCAUGUGAAACUAUGGGAUCAGCUACUACUAUUUGCACUGAUAAGACAGGUACACUCACUAUGAAUCAAAUGAAGGUGACAAAGUUUUGGCUUGGUUUAGAACCAAUGGAAGUUGGUACAUAUUCAAAUGUUGAUCCAUUUGUUCUUCAAUUGAUCAAAGAAGGAGUUUCUCUCAAUACAACUGGUGGUGUUCACAAAUUGAAAUCAGGUUCUGAUUCUGAAUUUGAGUUUUCUGGUAGUCCAACAGAAAAAGCAAUACUAUCUUGGGCUGUUUUGGAAUUGAAAAUGGAUAUGGAGAACUUGACAAAAAGUUGUUCUAUUCUUCAAGUUGAGACUUUCAACUCAAAGAAGAAAAGAAGUGGAGUAUUGUUGAGAAGGAAUGUUGACAACCAAACUAUUUCACAUUGGAAAGGAGCAGCAGAGAUGGUACUAAGAAUGUGUUCAAAAUACCAUGAUGGUUUUGGAAUUUCGAAAGAUCUUGACAAUGAAACCAUGUUGAAAUUCGAAAGGAUUAUUCAAGGUAUGGCGGCUAGUAGUCUUCGUUGCAUCGCUUUAGCGUAUACAAAAGUUACAGACGAAGAGCUUGAAGUUGAAGGAGAUAUGAACAAGAUGGUGGUAAAAGACAAUGGUUUAACAUUGUUAGGACUUGUAGGCAUUAAGGAUCCAUGUCGCCCGGGGGUGAAGACGACAGUGGAAGCUUGCCAACAUGCUGGUGUGAAUGUCAAAAUGAUUACAGGUGACAAUGUUUUCACUGCAAAAGCUAUAGCAUUUGAAUGUGGAAUUCUUCAACCUAAUCAGGACACGGAUGAAACAGUGGUUGAAGGCGAACAAUUUCGUAACUUCACACACGAAGAGAGGUUGGCGAAAGUUGAGAAAAUCUCUGUGAUGGCAAGAUCUUCUCCAUUUGAUAAACUUCUAAUGGUACAAUGCUUAAAACAAAAAGGUCAUGUAGUUGCUGUAACCGGAGACGGAACAAACGAUGCACCAGCAUUGAAAGAAGCUGAUAUUGGACUUUCAAUGGGAAUUCAAGGUACUGAAGUAGCAAAAGAGAGUUCAGAUAUUGUUAUAUUAGAUGACAAUUUUGCAUCUAUUGUAACAGUUAUAAAUUGGGGAAGAUGUGUUUACAACAACAUUCAAAAAUUCAUUCAAUUUCAAUUAACAGUGAAUGUGGCAGCACUUGUUAUAAAUUUUGUCGCGGCGGUUUCAGCAGGCGAAGUUCCGUUAACAGCAGUUCAAUUAUUAUGGGUGAAUUUGAUUAUGGAUACAUUAGGUGCAUUGGCUCUUGCAACUGAAAAACCUACUAAGGAUUUAAUGGAUAAAGAACCUGUUGGUAGAACAAAGCCUCUUAUAACUAACAUUAUGUGGAGGAAUCUUUUGUCACAAGCUUUGUACCAAAUAGUAAUUUUAUUAACUCUUCAGUUUAAAGGUGAGAGUAUUUUUGGUGUGACUUCGAAGGUAAAUGACACAUUAAUAUUCAAUACAUUUGUUCUUUGUCAAGUGUUUAAUGAGUUUAAUGCAAGGAAAUUGGAGAAGAAGAAUGUGUUUGAAGGGAUAUUUAAGAGCAAGUUGUUUUUGGGAAUUGUUGGUGUGACAUUGGUGCUUCAAGUUGUGAUGGUUGAGUUUUUGAAAAAGUUUGCUAAUACUGAGAGGUUGAAUUGGAGAGAGUGGAUUGUUUGUAUUGGUUUUGCUGCUGUUUCUUGGCCAAUUGGAUUUGUGGUGAAGUUUAUACCAGUCUCAGACAAACCUUUACUUGAUUUUUUGAAUUUUAGGAAAAGAUAUUGAAGAUUAAUUAGCCAUAUAGAGUGAUUUAGAUAUG